AGCGACGAACUGUCAAGCUUUUAAUUUUAAAAAUAAUGUAUUUGCUAUGUUUUUCCACAAUAUUAAUGAUUAAAAGGCUGGCCUAAACCUAAAUAUUCGUAACUUCACUGCGGAAAUGUUAGAUUAUAUGAAACUUAAUUUUGAACUUCAAGUUUUUGAAACAUAACCUCUCAUUUGUUUGUUAUGCCUGUGAUUAUGCCAUUAUGAAUUCCCAAGUUUGUGUUACUUGUCGCAAUGAGAAGGUGGUGAACCUGACGGAUAACCGGCUAGUGACGGAGAGCUGUGGGCAUGUCAAGUGUAUGGACUGCUUGCUGCACGAGAAGUCUGGAUGCAGCGCUUGUUUAGCGUCUAUUCAAGAGUGCACCGAACCUGACGACGAAGUGUGUGGAGAUGACAGCCCCGAACCCCCCGAGGUGCCUUUGGUAUACGAAAAGGAGAAGGAAAUCGCAUCGGAAGUUUAUAAUGAUUAUGAAAAAAAGAAAAAGCCGGAGACGUCUCAUAUUAGAAUAGAAACUGAUGCAAAUGGAAGAUGCUAUGUGUGUACUGUUUGUAAUAAGAGAUUCCAUGCCAGGAGCCAGGUUGCAUAUCAUGCUUAUUGCAAUGGACAGCGGAAACCGUUUCAAUGUCCGGAGUGUACCAAGAGCUUUGCCACGCACUCUCACUUCAAGUACCACAUGAGGGUUCAUCGGAAUGAGCGCACAUACGCCUGUGACGUUUGUGGGGACAGCUUCUUUCAGAUGUCCAAACUGCAGCGGCACAAGCUCAAGCAUUCAACAGAAGAGAAAAAGUUCGUAUGUGUGCAGUGCAGCAAAGGUUUCAAUAACCUGUCAUCGCUGCGCAAGCACGAGCUCACGCACAGCGAGGCGCGGCCCUACGCGUGCGCCAUCUGCGCGCGUCGCUUCCGUGACAGCUCCAACUACAGGAAGCACGUAGCUAAGCACGACGACAAGAAAUGCGGUUGUGGACGCGGCUGUGCGCUGUGCGCGGCACCGGUGCCGGAGCGGCGCGCGCACCAGUGCCCGCGCUGCCCGCGCGCCUUCCACUCGCGCAAGGACAUGCGCCGCCACCAGGCCGUGCACACCGGUCAGUGUCCUCCGUCCACAGACAGGUGCCGGAGCGGCGCGCGCACCAGUGCCCGCGCUGCCCGCGCGCCUUCCACUCGCGCAAGGACAUGCGCCGCCACCAGGCCGUGCACACCGGUCAGUGUCCUCCGUCCACAGACAGGUGCCGGAGCGGCGCGCGCACCAGUGCCCGCGCUGCCCGCGCGCCUUCCACUCGCGCAAGGACAUGCGCCGCCACCAGGCCGUGCACACCGGUCAGUGUCCUCCGUCCACAGACAGGUGCCGGAGCGGCGCGCGCACCAGUGCCCGCGCUGCCCGCGCGCCUUCCACUCGCGCAAGGACAUGCGCCGCCACCAGGCCGUGCACACCGGUCAGUGUCCUCCGUCCACAGACAGGUGCCGGAGCGGCGCGCGCACCAGUGCCCGCGCUGCCCGCGCGCCUUCCACUCGCGCAAGGACAUGCGCCGCCACCAGGCCGUGCACACCGGUCAGUGUCCUCCGUCCACAGACAGGUGCCGGAGCGGCGCGCGCACCAGUGCCCGCGCUGCCCGCGCGCCUUCCACUCGCGCAAGGACAUGCGCCGCCACCAGGCCGUGCACACCGGUCAGUGUCCUCCGUCCACAGACAGGUGCCGGAGCGGCGCGCGCACCAGUGCCCGCGCUGCCCGCGCGCCUUCCACUCGCGCAAGGACAUGCGCCGCCACCAGGCCGUGCACACCGGUCAGUGUCCUCCGUCCACAGACAGGUGCCGGACUGGUGCGCUGCCCGCGCGCCUUCCACUCGCGCAAGGACAUGCGCCGCCACCAGGCCGUGCACACCGGUCAGUGUCCUCCGUCCACAGACAGGUGCCGGAGCGGCGCGCGCACCAGUGCCCGCGCUGCCCGCGCGCCUUCCACUCGCGCAAGGACAUGCGCCGCCACCAGGCCGUGCACACCGGUCAGUGUCCUCCGUCCACAGACAGGUGCCGGACUGGUGCGCUGCCCGCGCGCCUUCCACUCGCGCAAGGACAUGCGCCGCCACCAGGCCGUGCACACCGGUCAGUGUCCUCCGUCCACAGACAGGUGCCGGAGCGGCGCGCGCACCAGUGCCCGCGCUGCCCGCGCGCCUUCCACUCGCGCAAGGACAUGCGCCGCCACCAGGCCGUGCACACCGGUCAGUGUCCUCCGUCCACAGACAGGUGCCGGACUGGUGCGCUGCCCGCGCGCCUUCCACUCGCGCAAGGACAUGCGCCGCCACCAGGCCGUGCACACCGGUCAGUGUCCUCCGUCCACAGACAGGUGCCGGAGCGGCGCGCGCACCAGUGCCCGCGCUGCCCGCGCGCCUUCCACUCGCGCAAGGACAUGCGCCGCCACCAGGCCACAGGUGCCGGACUGGUGCGCUGCCCGCGCGCCUUCCACUCGCGCAAGGACAUGCGCCGCCACCAGGCCGUGCACACCGGUCAGUGUCCUCCGUCCACAGACAGGUGCCGGAGCGGCGCGCGCACCAGUGCCCGCGCUGCCCGCGCGCCUUCCACUCGCGCAAGGACAUGCGCCGCCACCAGGCCGUGCACACCGGUCAGUGUCCUCCGUCCACAGACAGGUGCCGGAGCGGCGCGCGCACCAGUGCCCGCGCUGCCCGCGCGCCUUCCACUCGCGCAAGGACAUGCGCCGCCACCAGGCCGUGCACACCGGUCAGUGUCCUCCGUCCACAGACAGGUGCCGGAGCGGCGCGCGCACCAGUGCCCGCGCUGCCCGCGCGCCUUCCACUCGCGCAAGGACAUGCGCCGCCACCAGGCCGUGCACACCGAUUCAAAACCCUUCCGCUGCAAGGUAUGCAACAGGCGCUUCAGGCGUAAAGACAACUUAGAACGUCACAUUCGCAACACGCAUCCCGACCAAUCGCCCGCGACCGCCGUGGACUGUGACGUAGGAGCCCUGAAGCAACUCGCAGCCAACGGCCGCUCAGACCCUCCCCAAGACACUCCCGAUGCUCCCCCACAGAAUAACGACAAAUCCAUCCUCAAAAUCCUCAACCCCCUCCCCCCUCUUCCGCAAGAAGUCAUCCAAAAACACAUGAGCGUCGACAACACUCAAGAGAAAGACGUCAUCGACAAAUCGUACAUUCUAGAAGCGAACCACGCCCGGCAGAGCGUCAUAGUCGGCAAGUGCAGUUUUGACCGUAAACCGCCGAGCCCGCAAGGCAAUGAGUACGUGCACAAAAUCCGAAAAGCGAACUCUAUGGCCAGCCAGAAGAACAUUCCUCUUCCGCCAAUAGAUGAGAAGAAGAUUCUGGAGUUGGAACAGAAAACGAGCGCCAAUAACUUGGACGUGGGCGCUCUUCCGAAAGACAUGGAGCUGUACAAGAAGAUAUUGUAUGGGAAGUCGGAGCUGGACGGCGCUGCGUGCGAAGACGACACCAAGCUGAGCUCCAAAAUGCACUGGAGGCAGAAAAUGAAGCUAAAUAUUAACUGAUAUUACGGAACGGAAGGCUGAAAUGGGUGAUUAUGUAUUUGGAGCAGGUAUUUUGUACAAUUGGAAAAUCUACCAUUAUUUUUAUAUUUUUACUAUUGAGAGUUAUGUCGUGUAAUUUUCCAAAAUGUGGAGCGCGCAAUUUGGUAUGCGAUUUUUAGACAUUUUUAAGUCAUUAGUCAUUUAUAACUUUUAAUGUAAGUAAAUUACGUUUUAACUAUGAAAUUGGAUAUGAAAAUGAAAUGUUAACGAAUACCGAGUUAUGUAGACAUAACAAAAGAGGGAAAAUGGUUAAAAAUAGUCAAUAAGUGCGUCCAAGACGGUUAAUUGUAAGCUGUUUUCUUAUUCAUUUUACUUUAUUGAUGUUUAUUUACAUAGAAGAUUUAGAAACUUUAUGCGAUAUACUAUUUUUAAUAAAUAUCUUGGCACCAGCUCGAAUAACCAAAACGAUUCAAAUUGAUCUCAAAUGUUUCACGUUUUAACGGAUUUUACGCGUAAAAAUAACAAAACAAGUGCCGUAAUAAUAAUGUUUCCGAGUCUAUUUAUUGGAAAUUAAGUUUAUAAUUUUCAAGAAGACUUGCGCAGUCAAAGUAUUCGAAUACUUGGCAGUCUGUGACUGGGUAUAAACUUCGUUAUUUUGAACUACUUUACAAAUUAGUAUUCUGCUAAAAAAUUAAAGUUUUUAAAAUUGAUAGUUUCAUUGAAAUUUUAUUGGGUCUUGUUUUUGUUGAAUUGCUCUUUUUUGCCAAAAAGAAAUGUGAUAGCAUAACUUGUCCAACUUGAGGUUCGUAGGAACAUAAAAAUCCUUAGUAGUUAUUAUAAUUUUGACUGAAAACUUGAUCUCUACCAUACGUUGAUCUCAAGUAAUUAUUUAAGUACAUUGCGGCGCGACCCGCGCGCUAUAAGAUAAAAGUCAAUUUAUAUAGUAGUUUGCCAAUGCCAACAUUAUUCCAAACAAAAGUAUGAAUGAAUUUUUGAGAAAUUAAAUGCAAACGUAAUAAUAAUACAUUGUUAAUAAUAAGAUUAUGAAAAUAACCCUAAGUCUUACUUUGCCUCGUGCGAAAACAUUUGUAAAUAUACAUUUCAGAAGUUUAAUCAAAUAUAAACAAAUAAUGACUUAACGCACACAUAAAUGGGUGUAUGUAUUUUAACAUGUAGGAAGGAAUCGCUUUGUACCAUAAGCGUACGUGCAUAUUAAUUUAAUAAAUAUUAAAAUAAGAGAUUUUACAGUAUCCGUGUGCAUAGUCCGAGUUUUACUCACGAACGCUUUUUGAUCAAAAAAGUUACAGUUAAUAUUUAUACCGCUAGACGGCGCCACUCUAACUACUUUUUAAUAAAAUAAAAAUAAAUAAAAUAAAAGGUAUUUAAUUCAGGCAUAGCCCAUAAUAAAAUGUUCUUGCAUAUUUGAUUCACAAAAGUUAAGUGUUUUACGAAAAACACUGUUGUUUGAAGUUCUCAGGUAGGUACAGUAUUUAAGAUUUACGUAAUUGCAUUUUUCGUUCUUAUAACU
Messenger RNA from Ostrinia nubilalis (European corn borer), 5016 nucleotides. RefSeq names its product zinc finger protein 62 homolog. The transcript is spliced from 8 exons. The record is from RefSeq and is a predicted model, not a curated record. Bases 204 to 3509 code for a protein of 1101 amino acids. Gene Ontology annotation, biological process: regulation of transcription by RNA polymerase II. Gene Ontology annotation, cellular component: nucleus. NCBI's taxonomy places the organism in Eukaryota, Metazoa, Arthropoda, Insecta, Lepidoptera, Crambidae. Gene Ontology annotation, molecular function: RNA polymerase II cis-regulatory region sequence-specific DNA binding; DNA-binding transcription activator activity, RNA polymerase II-specific.